UCCGUUACUCAUGAUUUUGAGGGAAACUCAAAAUGGCGGACACAGGUGGUAAAAUUCAUUGAUUGGGACUCUUUCCUUGAUAAUUCCACAAGGCGAUAUAACCACAGCCCUGAACUUAGCACAAUGAUUUAUCAGUUGUUAUACUCUGUUGUUGCUCUAUGUUUCGGCGUCUCCGUGUUUGUCCGCUAUGUGAAUGAUGGCAUGAAUUUCGGGUUCCGCUCGGCGCUGAGUUUGCUGGUGCUGUUCCUUGGCGAGCCGUUCUGUCACCAUGUAGUUGGGGAGGUGGAAGGGCUGCUGCUGUAUGGACUGGCCUGUGUAGUCAUGUACCUACUCCUGCCUGCAGGGGAGGUGGUACUUAAGGACAGGGUCGUGCUUAUAACAGGAUGUGAUAGUGGAUUUGGCCGUGCCCUAGCCCAGCAUCUGGACAGCCUGGGCUGUGUGGUGUUUGCUGGCUGUCUCCAAGGCGAGGGAGCUACCAGCCUCAAAAGCAGCUGCUCUGAUCAGCUGAAAAUUCUACAGCUAGACGUCACAGAUGCCCAGCAGGUGGAGCAGGCCAGACAGGUGGUACAGGAGUACCUGGGGCCUGACAGAGGUUUGUGGGGUUUGGUAAACAAUGCUGGCCUGGUGUACUUUGGUGAGCUGGACCUCCUCCCCUUCUCCAUGGUUCAACACAGCAUAGAUGUGAACCUGGUCGGGAUGUUACGAAUGACCAAGACUUUCCUCCCUGUACUGAGGAAAGGAAAGGGCAGGGUCAUCAACGUGUCCAGUAUUGCAGGAAGUGUUCCACUGAUGUUUAUGUGUGCGGAGGGAGCAGCCAAGGCAGGGGUGGAGGCAGCAUCACACAUCCUGCGACAGGAGCUCAAGAAAUGGGGAGUUCAUGUGUCCAUCGUGCAGCCGUUUGCCUUCAAGACAGAAUGGCAAAGUUCAGAGUCCAUGCUCAAGAACUAUAACCAGCUCAGACAGGCAUUGGACAAGGACACACUGGACACCUAUGGUCUGGACUACCUGGAUGCUUUCAAACACAACUUAUUGAAUGAGGAGUCUCUGAAUGAAGAUCUUGGUCCAGUUAUAGGAGUGAUGACAGAUGCGCUGACGUCCAGAGGACCCAGGGCCUGGUACCCAUGUGGGCGGGGCACCAGGUCACUAGUCUGGCUAUCCAACCUAGUACCAACCAGCAUCCUGGACAUGAUAUUACCACUUCUAAUGCUCCAAAUAGAUGUCACUCCAACCCUGCUCAGAGAAAGAUAACAGUGGUGCUAGCAGUGUUGUCUAGUGAUAUAUGUAUAGAUGUAAACAAGAGGUCUUGUCACUGCCACAGUACAAUCAUAGGUCAACACAAUGCAGAUGUUUAAUUGUUACAUAAGUAAAUGUACAUGUGAAAUAAAUAAAUGUGCCAUGUACAUUUCAAAUGAAUGAUGUGUCUAGUAUGAUAGGAGAAUUCCAAAGACAAAGAACACUAAUCGUGAACUUAUGGUGAAGUUACAAUAUGUGAUCAUCACCAUUUUGGGCAUCUUGCCCAAGCAAGGUUCAUUCUUUGUCCUGUCUUCCAUCAAGUGCAUGACUUGUACUCCAGCAUCCCUGGCAAUAUCAUAAAUGCUAUGUCUGACAGGGUCCGCCAAUUUGGGCAUGAAUAGUCUUGGUAUCCAAUAUACCAUAGAUGAAACAGUGUUAUUAAUUUAUUAAUCCAGACUUAUUCAUAACAAAAUUUAUUUUGCUAUAACGCUAAAUGUGCAAAGUUGCAUUUGUAAUUUGUAUGUGUAGUCAAUGUGUUAUAUGAUAUAUCCAUUUCCAACUUGUUAAUGAAAUGUUUAAUGUAUUUAUUUGUUAAUUACUUCUUCUUAGUGUUUAGGUGGCCACCAUCAUCUUGCUGAUGUUUCAAACAAAUGAAUAAGAGUUCCAAUAUCUCAUACUUUUGCCUAUGAUUUUGUUGUUGUUACGCAGAUUAGGGCAAAUUUGUAUAAUUGAUACACAUCUUUAUAGUUAUUUAUAUUUUCAUUCCAAAAUUUGUAUAUUGAAGAAAUGACUAAAGUCAAAUAAAUAGCAGAAGAACAUAA
Messenger RNA from Branchiostoma floridae (Florida lancelet), 2054 nucleotides. RefSeq names its product 17-beta-hydroxysteroid dehydrogenase type 6-like. Bases 124 to 1248 code for a protein of 374 amino acids. Lineage: Eukaryota; Metazoa; Chordata; Leptocardii; Amphioxiformes; Branchiostomatidae. The record is from RefSeq and is a predicted model, not a curated record. The transcript has 6 exons.